GCAGGCAAAGCAUAGCUUUGCGAUACUGAAGGAAGAUAAAUGGGACUUCUCCAACUUGCGAAUCAGACACGUCCAAAACACAGUGGAGGCCCAAAAAAUUGGACCGGGCCAAGAAUUUCUUGCACGAGUUAGAUGGCUCUCAGUCUCAGUCUCAGCCCACCGCUGUAUCCAUCCUUCCCUCCAACUCCACAGAACCAACACCGACAUCGAAGCGGCGAACCAACCGCCGCAAUCGGGCCACACCAAUCACCGCCGCAACAACAGGCAUGCCGCGGCCCCCGCCGCCGGGCCGCGGGACCCCAGGCGCAAGGCGGCCGAUCCGGGACUUCUUCGCCACCUGGCUCGCCACCCUCCGCUCACCGCUCCUCCCGCUGCUCCGCCGCGCGCUCUCCACCUCCUCCUCGUCCGGCUCCUGGGACGACCCGCUCUCCUCCGCCGCCGCGGCUGUCGAGGCUCACUUCCAGGCGCACUGGUCCGCGCUCGACGCUGCCGCACGCCAGGACCCAACGCGGGUCAUCGCCGCGGGGGACUGGCGGUCCCCGCUCGAGCUCCCCUUCCUGUGGCUUGGGGACGUCCACCCCUCCCUCCUUACCUCGCUCCUCCGCACGCUCUCGCCCUCGCCGCGACUCCUCGCUGCCGUCGACCGCGUCGACCGCCGGAUCCGCACCGCCGUCCCUGCCGUCUCCGACCGCCUCCGCCAGGCCCAGGAAGCUUUUGUGGCCGCCGAGGCAACCGGCGCCGCCGACGUGGAGGCGUUCUUGGCGGAGCUAAAGGGCGUCGCUCUCGAAGCCAACCGGCUGCGUCGGGGCGUACUCUCAGACCUCGUCGCCGCCGCUGGGGGGUACCAGGCGGCGCUGUACCUCGAGGCGCUCUCGCGCUUCGUGUUGUCCAUGCACGACCCCGAGGUGCUCCGCCGCUUCGACCAGUGUCGCGCCUCGCCUCGUAGCUAGUUACCCUUCUUGUUCUCAAGGUCCGUGUAAAUAUUUCAAGAAAAUGCCGCACCAAUAUUGAGCAAUGGCAUCAAUAAAGUUCUUGUCUGUAUAGCUUAGUGAUAGUUUCUGUACAACCUUAUUCUGCAAAUGGUUUCCUCAAAUCAUCGAUGAACUGUAUGAGAAAAUGGUACCUAGACCCGUUCAAUUUGUGACUAAAAUGCUGGUUAUGUCACCACUGUUCAAUGCCUAUUUGGAUACGCUUUAGCAUUCCCAAAUUUCAGAUAAUUUAAUAUUUUGAGCACUUAAGCAUCUUAUUUGAAUAUUUGUGUAUGCUGUAGACAACACACGUGUAGUCUUAGUCCAUGGGUUACUCUAUUGGGCGUUUAGUUUGAUGAAUCACCUCAUCUAGAAUGGAAUGGUCCAUCAUUGGGUCAUCCCGUGAAAUUUAAUAGGAUGAAACUGUUCCUCAUUAUUAAGCUAUAAAGUAUAAACAUGAAAGUUUGUGAGGGAAACAUGGUGAUGGAUCAACCGAGUUCAUUCCAAAAUAGAACAAAUAUGUCAGUGCAAAGGUGCACAAUCAUUCCUCAAAGCAAACACCUCAUUAUUGUUUGCUAGUGUGAAUAUUUGUUUAGUGACAUUUAAAAUUGACUUGUGCAGGUAUUGAAUGAUGUACACGAUACUUGUUUCAUUGUGCAAGUUUUGCCUGAUUUUGUUUUGCUUCUUUAGGACACAUGCAGAUCAUUGUAUUGGAGAUAAGCUUUGCCUGAUUGCAGUAUGACCUCACAAGUAGUAUGUUUUAUGUCUGAAACUGAGAUCUAAUGUGCAUUGGUUGCUUUAUAGUGCCAAUGUUUUCUUAUGCCAAUUCUUUGUAAGUCAGUUUUAAUUUCCGUUUCUGCACUUUUACCUGAUCUUAGAUGAAUAUUUGUAAAUACUUGCCACCUGCUAGAUGAAUAGGAUGCCGACUCACCAUAUCUUAGACAAAUGGGUAUUAAGCGUCUUUGUCCAGCUCCAUCAAUUUGCCUCCAAACACAUAUGACUUGUUUGGUACAUUGUUUCAAUGCUCUAGCAUGGUACUGGUAUUCUGGAACAAGUAUUUAUGCCUCUGGUAGCAGAGGCCUUAAAGUGAGGUUUCUAGUAUUUGCUGCCUAAUGUUAAUAUAUCAAUUGAAAGUAACCAGCUAUGAAAUUAUCAUCACUGGCAGUUUUGCCAGUUAGGACCAUCAUUUGGUUAAGCACUUAAGCUAUUAGUAGGAGCAACUAUUACUUCUAUGGUUCUACCGUAAUCGAGCAAAUAGUCCUGUAUUAUCCCUUACUAAAUUGUGGGUGAAAAAAUAUAUUUUCAGAACCAGCAACUUCAAUAGGAUUGUGCCAUUAUCCUCUGAGCUGCACAUGGUGGGUCCUACUGCAUUAGCACACUGUUGCCUUGGUUGUAACAAAUCACAAACAUAAUAUAGAUCAUUACAUUUAGUCAUUAUAUGUCCAAUGGAUCAUCAAGCCACGGAUUCUGAUAAAUCACAUGGGUAGAUCUGUGCACAGGUGAUCUAUCUUCCUUCAUAGAGGAUCCUUAGUGGAACUUGCACAUGCACGCACAAAUUAACCUUGAGAAAAUUCUCCAAAAUUGAAGCAGUAGAACCUACCACUACCGCUACAAUCUUUUGAAGCACCAAAGAUAUUUGCAUGCUGUUUUUCAUUGAUAGUACAGAAGGUUUUUGGUACUAUAAGCCCAAUACUCAUACAUCUCCCGCACAGGGAAAACACUUGUAUUGUAUGUUUACAUCAUGAUCAGAUGUAAUUGUGUAUGGGUGAGGGCAGAGGUUCGGUCUUCUUAAUAUAAUGCUCGGGGGCUGUUUACCCCCUGCAGGUUGAGUUUUUUUAAUUUAUGUGUGUUAAGACUGAAGAAUUAUUUAUCAAGAAACUGGACCAGUUGUAGCAUGUAGAGAAACUCCUGCUUUAUAUUAGUAGAGAUAGAGAUGUGGCCCAAAGCAGCAGGCAUUCAUAGUAGUGGAAACAUCGAAAUAAUAUGUACACUGGAUACUGGUGGUCCAAUGUAAGUUCAACCUGUGCUCUACAGUCUUAUACUAUGUAAAUAAUGAAGUCUGUUGGUUAGCAUCAGGAACUUGUCACAGUCAUAAAGAACAGAUCUUUACAGUUCUUCCAUGUGGCAUGUGAACAGCGCACUGCUGGGUUAGGUGAUGGUCUCCAAAAGUGCACCCAAAGGUCCCGAUAUUCACAUAGUAGAUUCAUUGAUUGAAUGGCCCUACUUUGGAAUAAAGCCCUCUGGGGUUCAUGUAGCUUCCAGUCUGGCAGUUGCACAUACAGGUGAUACAAGUUUACAGCUGAUCUCGCUGAAGUAGCCUUCAUGAGUUUGUGUUGUUUUCUUCUGGUUGAGCCUUAAGGCAUCUUUGGGAAGCAUGAGAUGGGCUAGCAAGUGGCUGAGGCAGUGCGAAACAGAACAAAACCAAGACGACGAGUGGCCAGUUGGGCGUUAGGUGCUGGUGAGCGACUCGAAAACGUUAGCAGCAGCAUCCUGUGGGCAGCUGCGCCCUCGUGUAUCCGACUUGGACUCCAAUUCCCCCCAAGGAAUCGUGUCGCCAGCAGUCAGCAGAAACCAUGUCGCCAGCAGUGACGCUUCAGUGUUAACCCCUCUUGGAAUUGACGUGCUACCAAAAGCUUUUAGUUGGCAAUGAAUAACGAAAGGUGAUGCAUGAAAGAUGUCGCACGUUGGGUUAGCAUCUGCAUGAAAUUGGCUGGGCACCGACCAAUUAAGAUUGUAGCACCCUGUUGUAUACUUUUUAUGGAGAACAAGUUUCUUGACACUGUUGACAGAGAUAUGCUAUCCAAGUCCCGGCGAGACAUAUGAACAGAAUAGUUUGAAGUACGCUUGAGCUCUUUAGCUUACAGUUUCGGUUUGCC
This is a messenger RNA of Zea mays, 3844 nucleotides long. RefSeq names its product Protein INAPERTURATE POLLEN1. The transcript has 4 exons. The record is from RefSeq and is a predicted model, not a curated record. Gene Ontology annotation, molecular function: sequence-specific DNA binding. NCBI's taxonomy places the organism in Eukaryota, Viridiplantae, Streptophyta, Magnoliopsida, Poales, Poaceae. Gene Ontology annotation, biological process: DNA-templated transcription. The coding region runs from base 267 to 950 and encodes 227 amino acids.